Messenger RNA from Cajanus cajan (pigeon pea), 797 nucleotides. RefSeq names its product Oleosin family protein. NCBI's taxonomy places the organism in Eukaryota, Viridiplantae, Streptophyta, Magnoliopsida, Fabales, Fabaceae. The record is from RefSeq and is a predicted model, not a curated record. Gene Ontology annotation, biological process: lipid storage. Gene Ontology annotation, cellular component: monolayer-surrounded lipid storage body; membrane.
UACUCUAUGCCCUUACUUACUCUUCUCUCAUCACACAAAUUAAGAAACUAUCGUAAUCCUCCGCCAUGCAGGCCCAAGCCCACAGGCCCAGCCUCUCGGCCACGUUCCUCCGGAGACUCCAAGAACGGGCCCCGCACUCCAACCACCUCUGCGGCGUCCUCACCCUCCUGGCCACCGCCUCCGUCCUGCUCAUCCUGGCCGGCCUCACCGCAUCCGGAGCCGUACUCGGCCUCAUGGUUUUCCUGCCUUUCAUAAUCGUCUCCAGCCCCCUGUGGGUCCCCGCUGCCACCAUUCUCCUUGUCUUCACCGCCGCUUUUUUAUCCGUCUGCGGAUUCGGCCUGGCCACCGUCGCUGCCUUGUCAUGGAUGUACCGUUACUUCCGUGGCCUCCACCCGCCCGGUUCGGACCGGGUCGACUACGCUCGGAGCCGGAUUUAUGACACCGCUAGCCACGUCAAGGAUUGCGCCAGAGAAUACGGUGGCUAUUUGCAGAGUAAGGUUAAGGAUGCUGCCCCCGGCGCCUGAACACACAUUCCGAUCGUCUCAGGGUGUGUAAUAACUGUAGAAAUUCCGUCAACUUUAUUUGUUCUUUUCAUUUUUUUUUCAUUUUUAUUUUGUCUGUACUUUCUGACUCUACACUUUAUUCCAUUCAUUUACGGCCUUGUUGAUCUGCUUCCACGUGUAUUUUUAUUUUGAUCCCAGCGACAAUUAUGUCUCUUUCCGCUGUUCUUGUCGGUUAUAUAUGUUUUAGUUUUACAAUUCAGAAGCUAAGGGAGAAAGUAGUUGUUAUAUUAUUAA